CUCCGCCGGCUGUCGGGGCCAAAUGGCUGGAGAGGCGGAGACGGUGGGAGGCUGGAGGAUCGCCGAGGAGCUGGGCUCGGGCCACUUUGCAAAGGUCAAGCGGGGAAUCCACAUCACGACGAACAAGCAGUGCGCCAUCAAGAUUGUGAAGAAGCCGGCCGACGUCAAAAUGGCGCUGGUCCAGACCGAGGUCGAUAUUCUGAAGAAGGUCAAUCACCCGUACAUUGUCCGCUGCUACGAUGUCAUCGAGAAGGGCGACCGAAUCUACUUCUUCAUGGAGCUGAUGGAGGGCGGCGAGCUCUUCGACAAGAUUGUCGAGAUCGGGAACUUCACCGAGUCGGACGCGAUCAAGAUGACCAUCAAGCUUCUCUCCGCCCUCCAGCACCUCCACUCCCUCGGUGCCUCCCUAGACACUUCCUGGACACUUCCUAGACGCUUCCUUCACACUUCCUCCAGCACCUCCACUCCCUCGGUGAUGCAGACGCCGUGCGGCACGCCCGGCUACAUCGCUCCCGAGGCGCCGGCCACUGCCACUGCAGACACUGUGCUGCGGAUGAGGGGAUACGACAAGUCGUGCGACGUCUGGUCGCUCGGGGUCAUCGUCUACAUCCUGCUCUGCGGCUUCCCGCCCUUUUACGCCGACAACGACGCGCAGCUCUACGAGAAGAUCAAGCGCGGCGAGUUUGAGUUCCUGCGGCCCUACUGGGACCCUAUCUCUCUCGAGGCCAAGGACAUGGUGCGCAGAAUGCUGACUGUCGACCCGAAGAAGCGAAUCACGUGCGAGGAGGCGAUGCAGCACCCGUGGCUCCGCUCGGAGGCGUCACACCUCACCGAGGAGAUCGCGACGGUGCGCGGCACCUAGGGGCGACGCGGUGGUUGCGAUCAAGCGCAUGGAGGACGGCGCGCACGGGUCGAGUAGCGAGGCGCCUACCGGCAGAUGACCGACGAGAUGAGCUGCCCCCCCCCCCCCCCCCACACAUCACCCCAGACUCGAGCCUCGGCGAUGCGCCGAUCCCUCCGCUGCCGCCGCCGCCUCGCCAUAGAGGGCGGGGAGUGGCGCGGCGCCGGGAACGCCGGGCCGCCCGCUUGGCCGGGCCGGCCGUUGGCCCAGACCCACCGUCCUGUCUCGAGUCGUGAUCCGUCUCGCCGUACGUCUGUGGUCGCGCGUGGUGGGGGCGCGUUUGUAAUGGCCCCUCAUCAGAAUAACAACGACAAAAUAUGUA
Molecule: messenger RNA, 1223 nt
Organism: Emiliania huxleyi CCMP1516
Lineage: Eukaryota; Haptophyta; Isochrysidales; Noelaerhabdaceae
Exons: 12
Coding region: 23-862 (279 amino acids)
Biological process (GO): protein phosphorylation
Molecular function (GO): ATP binding; protein kinase activity
Source: RefSeq, a predicted model, not a curated record